Molecule: messenger RNA, 1972 nt
Organism: Helicoverpa zea (corn earworm)
Lineage: Eukaryota; Metazoa; Arthropoda; Insecta; Lepidoptera; Noctuidae
Exons: 10
Coding region: 1-1890 (629 amino acids)
Source: RefSeq, a predicted model, not a curated record
AUGCCUGGUGGAGUCAUUUUUGUCGUCUAUAUACCUUCAAGCAAUUACGAACACAUUUUACGAUUUGGCAAACCUAAAGACCUGAUACCUGUCGAAGAUAAUGCUUUAAAACCAGCGCGAUUGGCUGUCGAGUUGAGAAAUAAGAAGUCAAGGAGUAUCCCCAUACAUUUGACACAGCAAUACUAUAAUGAGGGUUACAGUCAGCCGUUGGAAAAUAUCGACGAAUGUGAUGAAGUUUUCACCAUGGAGAAUAUUCUACAAGAAUUAUUGUCGAAGUUGCACGUGGAGCACGUAGUUUGGAUGAGUGACAAGGCGGGCAAUUAUUUCGAGAUAGUCUUCCCCCUGCCAACUGGCGACCAGUGCGAGACCAUGCUGCACUGUCUCACACAGCUGGGGAUAGGAGUAAGAUGCAAAUCCAUUGUCAGUGUACUUCCAUGUAACGUGGUGCACUCAGCCAUGGCCUAUGAACAAACUGAGGAUACUGCAUUACGAAAGUCUGAAGAUGCAACUCGCUGGAGAAGCUUCGUGGAGUCCAUCAGAUCAAAGCUAACUGUCAAGCAAGUGGUGGACGGAGUACGUGGCGGGGGAGAGCUGUCAUUCGAUUAUCUUACGCUAAUUAUAACGGCCGAUUCCCUCGCUGCCUUAGGUUUGGUAGAAAACAACGCUUCAAAUAUUGUGGCAGCCAUGUUGGUCUCUCCUCUGAUGGGACCUGUCAUGUCCAUAACGUUUGGGACUAUCAUAGCUGACAGGAGUCUCGUGAGGAGUGGCUUCGAAAGUCUGAUCUUGGGAAUGUUCCUCUCUUUGCUGUUUGGCUUUAUAUUUGGCCUGAUUCUGGGAAGCACUGAGAUGCCUUGGGGCUUUGGAGACUGGCCUACUGAAGAGAUGAAGGGACGAGGCAACGUCCGCUCGCUAUGGAUGGGCGUGCUCUGGGCUCUGACUUCAGGGACUGGAGUAGCAUUAGCCUUGCUGCAAGGCAGCGCUGGCCCGCUCAUCGGUAUUGCCAUCUCAGCUUCCCUGUUACCACCAGUCGUUAAUUGUGGAUUAUAUUGGGCCCUAGCCUGCAUAUGGCUGCUGUAUCCUGGGGUUAAAGUGCCCCAUAUAAAGGGAGAAGCGUACACUGGCAAUUCGUCUUACACGCCCUUGUAUCAUGAUUAUCUUCCAAUCGAGUUUGCCGUCAAUGGUAUAGUUAGUUGCUGCCUAACAAUAGUAAACGUCAUCUGCAUUUUCAUAACGGCUAUAAUAUUCCUGAAGAUAAAAGAGGUGGCAGCGCCCUACACUUCAAGUCCGGACCUCAGGAGGUUUUGGGAACAAGACAUCAAAGUAGCCAGGGAAGCUAAUCGCGCCAAUUUGCAUAAAGCUGAGGAUGAUGAACGAGCUGAGUUGGUGUUGGAAGAUCUGAACCAAGACGAUGAGGACAUAAAGGAGAAGUUAGAAGCAGCAAUCGAAGAAGCAUUGGAUGAUGAGACGUACAGGAAAGUCAAGAGAAUGAGUUAUCAGAGCCAUAAUGCUGACGAGGUCAUUCACACGAUUGGCCUAUCGAGGACUCCCAUCUCCUUGUUGUCAAGCCAGUUGAAUUCCGGAGUCAGUACCCCUACUGGACACAGACCUUCUAAUGUCGAUGAUAUAGCAGCACUGGAUAAACUGCUGACGUCAUUACUCGGCUUGAAGGAGAGCAAGCGUGGCAGGUCAUUUAUCUCACAUCGCGGUACUCCCAGAUCUAGCCGAAUCCCCAGGAAUGUUCCAGACAUUACUGGACAUAGCCAUAGAAGACGAUCCGAAUCGUGGCCUGAGAAAAUCUUCGAAGAUUCUGUUGUUCGAAGCGUCAUUAGCAAUCUGCGAGCUAGUAAAAGAAGUUCCCAGAUGGAAGACGCUUUUAUGACACCAAAGUAAGAAGGCUUCGACAACUUGUACAACAUAAUAAACUGUAAAGCAGCUAACGUAGAAAGAACCUAUUAAAUUUAAACCUAUCCAA